Messenger RNA from Bactrocera dorsalis (oriental fruit fly), 1585 nucleotides. RefSeq lists its product as uncharacterized. The coding region runs from base 776 to 1483 and encodes 235 amino acids. The transcript is spliced from 3 exons. NCBI's taxonomy places the organism in Eukaryota, Metazoa, Arthropoda, Insecta, Diptera, Tephritidae. Gene Ontology annotation, biological process: regulation of transcription by RNA polymerase II. Gene Ontology annotation, cellular component: transcription regulator complex; nucleus. The record is from RefSeq and is a predicted model, not a curated record.
GAGCACUUUUCACUUUAUUUUUUUUGCGAAACGCACGUUGAGUUAACACAAUUGAAAAGUUAUUUUGAAUAUAAAGCUGAACAAUUUCAGCGCGUUCUUUUGGAGUGUACUGUUCCAUGGUAUAAAUUGCUGGUUAGUGAACAACGCAGAAUCGUGGGUCGUGUCAGCUGGGACGACCUAUCUUAUGGGCGCGCAAUGUAACUGAACAGUGAAAAACGCUACUCUGACGUGACGUUGACGUGAGAAUCUGCGACAUUUGGAUUUUUGCCGUCGCAAACGUCUCAGCUGAUUGCUCUCUCACAACGCAGGGUUGCCAAUAUCGAUAUACUGCAGUAAUUAUCAACUUUUAUAAUUCAAUCUGUUCAAUAUGUUUGAAAUUUUCUUAAAAUAACUCAAAAUCAGAGUCGAAUGCUAUUAUUUAUAAAUAUAUAAACUAUUUUUAAUAGUUUGUUUUUAGUUUUGAUAUUUUAUAUUGUAAAAAAUUGUAAUUGAAAACAAAGAUGUGCUCAAAACUAUAUAUGCGUAUUGGGCAAUGGCAACAUUGUUCAAAUGAAAACAAGCGCCAUUAAAACAAACGUCAAAUCAAAGAGUUUGUUGGAUUUUUAAUUUGUGCGUAUAAAUAAAAAAAUGGAUGACGAAAAACUUAUUAGUUUAGUGGAAAGUAAAAGUGAGUUGUACGAUAAGAGCAAUACAUUUUACAAGCUGCAAUCAAGAAAGGAUGCCUUGUGGAACGAAAUUGGGAGGGAAUUGAACGCAAGUGGUAAGUUGCUUUGUUAUGUUAUUGUUUAUGUUGUUAAUAAUAAAUAAUUAUAUUUUUAUAGGAGAAAUGUGUCGCCGUAGAUGGCUGACACUUAGGGACCGGUACGGGAGGGAAGCGCGGAAGGCUAACGCCCCCUCAGGCAGCGGGACAGAAUUUCAAAGACAGUGGCAUCUAUUAGAUUCAAUGAAAUUCCUCAAGCCACAUAUUUUGCCGAGACCCAUUAGAUUUUCACACAAUAUUUGUGUAAACGAUAUUGCUACUGCUACGGGUCAAUCAACAGACGAAACAUUGGUACAAGGAGAUGCGCAGGAGGAAUCACCACCAUUAUGGCCCUUGUCGCCAAACGGAAUAUCACCGCCGUCGCCAUCGCCUCCUUUCCCCGUGGCGCAAAGUAUACCAUCCCCGAGUCCUUCGGCAUCAACCUCGGUUCCCUCACCAUCCUGCUAUACGCAAGUUGCAAACAACAGGGGUAGAAAGCGAGGGUCAUCUGGGCCAACUUCUAGCGAGGUUGACCAGAAGAUGAUUGAAGCCAUCGAGGUUUUCAAACAUAAAAUCGAAGCUAUACAACCUACCCAGCAGACUCAACAACAACAAAGUACAAAUCCAGCUGUAAAAUCAUUCACCUCAUUAAUGGCUUCCAUUUUAAACAAAAUGGACGAGGCAAAGCAAACGAGAGCUAUGGAAAAGGCAUUACAGGCUGUGUUUGAUGUGCAGAAUGAGUAAACAUGAAGAUAUUUCAUAACAACACUGAAAGAUAUAGUUAUUUUUAAAUUAUAAUUUUAUAUUUAUUUAUGUGUUUAUUUUCGUUAUCAUUAGUCCAUUAGU